AGGCGCUUCUCCACCCUUCCCCAAAUCCCUAAUUUCGCGUCCCAUGGAAAUGUGGUGUCGGGGUUUUCCGGUUGUGCACGUAGGAAACACUUUCCCCGCCGAAUCUUUCGUGGAAAUCUCACCUUCUAGAGGGUUUUGCUAUCUCGGCGCCUUCUAAUCUGACGCCUUGAGAUACGGCUUCGUUAUUCUUUGAAGGUGUGUAGAUCAUGGCAUCGUCCGAUGAUGAUGAGAUUGUGCCGCAGAUUGUCACAAAUUAUCAUUUGGUGGACGAUGAUGAAUCGCCCAUCUCGUUUUCAGUUUUGCCUGUCCAGUUUAGUGACGGCGAGAACCAGGAUGCUGUCAACAGGGCCGUUUUCUUGCACGGAACCACUGAUGGCGGGCUUCAGAAAGUCUACAAACAGGUUGUCGCAUGGAAGUUGGUAUUAGAAGAUGAUCAACCCAAGAUCAUGGUCCUCUCGAAGGACAAGAAAUGGAUCAAUCUUCUGAAACCAAGAAAGAGUUACGAGGAUACAAUAAGGACAAUGUUGAUCACCAUACAGUUGCUUCAUUUUCUGAGGAGAAAACCACAGGCAUCAGAAAAGAGCCUUUGGGAACACCUGCGUGGUGUCUUCAGCACAUUUGAGGUCAGACCUUCUGAGGAUGACUUCAGGGAACAUAUUUCACUUAUGAAGCUUUUUAGGGAGAGGGAUCAGGUCUUAGUAAAUUCACAGCUGUUGCUAGAGUUCCUAGAGGGGAAGCCAAGGAAGAAAUUUGGUGAGGUUGCUUUAGAUAGUUCAAAUCUAAAUCAGCCAUUUAUUGCUGAUGAUGAUGAGGUUGAUGAAGACAUAAAAGAUGAUGCUGAUGAUGAUUCAGAGGAUGAGUCUGAUUUAUUUGAUUCAGUAUGUGCCAUUUGUGAUAAUGGUGGUGAACUUUUAUGUUGUGAAGGACCGUGUCUGCGAUCCUUCCAUGCCACCAGAAAAGCUGGAGAAGAAUCAGAAUGCAAGUCCCUUGGAUACACAAAGGCUGAAGUUGAGUCACUACAGAACUUUCUAUGCAACAAUUGCUUAUACAAGCAGCAUCAAUGCUUUGGCUGUGGCAAAUUAGGCGCCUCUGAUAAAUCAAAAGGUGCUGAGGUAUAUCCUUGUGUUUCUGCGACAUGUGGUCACUUCUACCAUCCAAAGUGUGUUUCAGAAUUACUUUUCCCUGGUAGCGAAGCUGAAGCAUCUGAGUUUCAGAAAAAAAUUGUGGCUGGGGAAUCAUUUACAUGCCCUGUUCAUAAAUGUGUUGUUUGUAAACAAGGAGAAGACAAAGAGGUUAGAGAUUUGCAGUUUGCAAUGUGCAGACGGUGCCCAAAAUCUUAUCAUAGAAAGUGCUUGCCAAGGAGGAUUGCGUUUGAGGAUAUAGAAGAUGAGGCUAUCAUACAAAGAGCUUGGGAUGAUCUUCUUCCUAAUCGAAUCUUGAUAUAUUGCCUAAAGCAUACGGUUGAUGAAGACCUUGGAACUCCAAGAAGAAAUCAUAUUAUAUUUCCUGAGACUCCUGAAAAAAAAAUAGUUUCAGAUAUGCAAAAAAGCAAAAUUAAAGAAUUGGCAAAGAACAAAGUUAGAGAGUUGGCCCGAGAUCGAACCACUAUGAAGUCAGUCAAGGCAACUAGUUCUGAAGGAAAUCACUCGAAGGAAAAAGUUGUCAGGAGUGUUACUCAGCAUGGUCUUGGUAUCCAGAAAAAAGAGAUGUCCUUGAAGGACAAGUCACGAUCUGAUAUGGACAAAGCUGAGAGAACUGUUUUUGAGGACAACAAGACUCCUGACAAAGAGGCAAAACCUACAGCUUCUACGAAACCUGCUGCAAAGACAUUAAGUUCAUUUCCGCAUAUAGAUAGUGAAACAGAAGCAAAAGUUUUGGCUUUGUUCGAAAAGGCAUCAUCUUCUUUAAGCUUGGAAAAUAUAACCAGAAAACGGUCAAUGCCAUCUACUCAUGCAUACGGCACAAGGCACAUUGACAAGACCAUUACACAAGGCAAGGUUGAAGGUUCUGUUGAGGCAAUACGAACAGCUUUACAGAAGUUAGAGAAUGGGGGUUCUGUGGAGGAUGCUAAAGCUGUCUGUGAACCUGAGAUGGUGAAGCAAUUGCUUAAGUGGAGGGAGAAGCUCAGAGUUUAUCUUGCACCUUUUCUCCAUGGAAUGCGCUACACAUCUUUUGGUCGUCAUUUCACUAAAGUAGACAAGCUUAAGCAGAUUGUAGAUAAGCUUCAGUGGUAUGUUCAGGAUGGUGAUACGGUUGUCGACUUCUGCUGUGGUGCCAAUGAUUAUAGUAUUUUGAUGAAAGAAAAACUUGAUGCAGCUGGGAAGAGGUGCUACUUCAAGAAUUAUGAUAUUAUACAACCAAAGAAUGAUUUCAAUUUUGAGAGGAGAGACUGGAUGAAGGUUAACCCUAAGGAAUUACCUACCGGAUCCAAAUUGAUCAUGGGCCUUAAUCCUCCUUUUGGUGUCAAAGCAGCUCUUGCGAACAAGUUUAUUGAUAAAGCCUUAACCUUUAAGCCAAAGCUCCUUAUUCUUAUUGUUCCCAAGGAGACUGAAAGACUAGAUAAGAAAAGUCCUCCAUAUGAUUUAAUCUGGGAAGAUGGUCAAAGUCUCUCAGGAAAGUCCUUCUACUUGCCUGGGUCUGUUGAUGUGAAUGACAAGCAAAUGGAGCAGUGGAAUUUGAGUCCGCCACCACUAUAUCUAUGGAGUCGUGCUGAUUGGACAACGAAGCACAAGACCAUUGCUUCACACUAUGGACACACAUUCACAGAGCAGGAGAUUCCCGUAGAAGAAAGUCUGGUGAAGAAACCAUCAGAAGUUCUUGCAGCAGAGGACCAUAUGGAACAAGAACCUUUGAAAGGAGUUGCCACUUCAGAAGGGACAGAGGCUAGAAAGGAAGACACUAAGAGCUCUGGACGUAGCAACAAAAGGUUCUCAGCAGAAAAUCGUAGUGGUGGUUCUCGUAAGAGAAGAAGGUCAAAGAAAAAGGCAAAGGUUUCUGAAGCAAAGGAGGUGGACAAGUUAUCAGACAUUAGCAUUUCACCUGAUCAUUUGGAGAGUAGAACGAGGAGUCAGAGUCAUCUUCCAUCAGAACCAAUUGAAACUCCAUCAGAAAGGGCAAACAAUCAAGACGUGUAUUUCAGUUCUGGAAUGGAAUUUGGUGUGACGACUGGUGGUAAUGACAUCUUCAAAGACAUUGUCAAUGAUGACAUCGACGAAAUUGCUAGGAGGUACACUGCUCCUGCAGCUGGAGAAGGUAUGUUCAACCGCAAUUCACAUGUUUGGCCAACUGGUGGAAUUGGAACUCAUGAUUAUGGUGUCCCAAGCUCGGAUUCACGGUUCUCUGAUUACCCGAGAAGCAACAUAGACUCUCUUAGCAGGAACACAUAUUCCAAUGACAUUGAUGGGUACAGGAGGAUAUCAGAGACAGAUCUGCGGGCACAAAUAAGGUUGUAUGGAACACAAGGUCAAGAUGAGUGGUCACAAAGGAAUGGAAUGUUGUUAGGUAGUUCAGAUUCAGUGCUUGGACAGCCUCGCUUAUUUCCUCCUCCUUCCUAUGGGCCAUCCACAGCUAGCAUGGCAACAUCAGCAAUGGACCGGUAUGCUCCACGUCUCGAUGAGGCAAACUAUGUAAGGCCGAGAAAUCAGGGCCCAGUUGGGCCUCUUCCUGGAACAGGCAGUAUUUUUGACUACGACAUUCAUGGAAUGAGGAGGGAUAGGCCUCCCAAUUCGAUCGGCUUUGCACCUGGACCACAUCCCUCGUACCCUCAUCCGGGAACAUCUGGUGGUUGGCUAGAUGAAUAAUUGCACAGUUUUUAGUUAUCAAGCAUGAAUCUGAUGCUGUUAGAUCUGUAUGGAAAACUGAAACAUCCAUCGUCGGCGGGUGUGUGGCAGUGACUUGCUUUGUUUCAUUAUCAACAUAGCACUUAGUUGUUAUUUAGUUUUGUUCCGCUUACUGGGAGAAUGGAACUUUGUAUAUCCAUAGAUUUUGGUAAGUUGCACAUAAACUUGGUGGGUGUUGUGACUUAGGUCACAAUAAGAGACAUUCCCUGGUAUAUCCGUUUUGCAGUGUCUGUGGAGCAAAGAUGUUCAUAUAAAUCCUUGUUAUUUUAUCUAGUUUCUAUGGUAAGAUGACUGUAUCA
Musa acuminata AAA Group (dessert banana) is the source of this 4138-nucleotide messenger RNA. Its product is annotated as protein ENHANCED DOWNY MILDEW 2. The coding region runs from base 207 to 3800 and encodes 1197 amino acids. The transcript is spliced from 19 exons. Lineage: Eukaryota; Viridiplantae; Streptophyta; Magnoliopsida; Zingiberales; Musaceae. The record is from RefSeq and is a predicted model, not a curated record.